Molecule: messenger RNA, 2443 nt
Organism: Ictidomys tridecemlineatus (thirteen-lined ground squirrel)
Lineage: Eukaryota; Metazoa; Chordata; Mammalia; Rodentia; Sciuridae
Source: RefSeq, a predicted model, not a curated record
AGGGUGGACUAGGUAAUGUCCAAGGGUGAGCCCUUGUCUGUGCCUGCACCUGCUAGUGGGUCUGCACACCCCCUCUUCACUUCCAUAGUAAAUACGGUGUUGUUUGCCCCACAGCUGGCCGGGUCAGCGGUCAUUGCUUUUGGACUAUGGUUUCGAUUCGGAGGCACCAUAAAGGAUUUGUCGUCGGAGGACAAGUCUCCAGAGUAUUUCUACAUGGGGCUCUACGUGCUGGUUGGAGCUGGGGCCCUGAUGAUGGCCGUGGGGUUCUUUGGGUGCUGUGGAGCCAUGCGGGAGUCACAGUGUGUGCUCGGAUCAUUUUUUACCUGCCUACUGGUGAUAUUCGCUGCUGAAGUAACCACUGGAGUAUUUGCUUUUAUAGGCAAGGGUGUAGCUAUACGACACGUACAGACCAUGUAUGAAGAGGCUUACAAUGAUUACCUUAAAGACAGGGGAAAGGGAAAUGGGACUCUUGUUACCUUCCACUCAGCAUUUCAGUGCUGUGGAAAAGAAAGCCCUGAACAGGUCCAACCCACGUGCCCAAAGGAACUUCUAGGCCACAAGAAUUGCAUUGAUGAAAUUGAGACCAUAAUCAGUGUUAAGCUCCAGCUCAUCGGAAUUGUCGGUAUUGGAAUUGCAGGACUCACGAUCUUUGGCAUGAUAUUCAGUAUGGUCCUUUGCUGUGCAAUACGAAACUCACGAGAUGUGAUUUGAAGCUACUUCAUCAUGAAAAUUGCAAACUAGAGUUUUCAUACUAAAUGUCACAGGAGCUGUCUCUCAGCUCAUUUUUAAUGUUCAGAGGACAUUAGAAUCUAAAAUAAUUUACUGUCGAUUGUACAUUUGCACAUGUAUGUACGUCUGGCUCAUUACUGGUUUGCCCCUUGAGUGAAUGGUAUGUUGACUGGGAACAUAGUCACAUGUGAGCCGUGUGUUUCUGGCAUAUACAUUAUAGAAAUCUGUUGGCUGGGAGUUCCUGAUUCUUGUUCUGUAAGAGGAACAACCUAUUUAACUACCAGAAAAAGAUCAAAUAGCUUUGAGAAACUUUAAAACCUGGAUUUCAGGAAAUGUGAUAAUAGUUCAGUUUCUCAGACAUCAGCCAGGAAAAUUAGAUGCAUACAGAGAAUUUGGGGAUUUCUACUUAAUGGAAGCAAUAAGCUACAGAAUUGAGAGAUCAUGGUGCAGUGUUGAAAUUGACUCUGUCUGAAUAUAGGAUUUCCUAGGAUUUUUUAAUAUAUAUUCUCUCCCCCAAAAUACAGUAAACCACAGUUUUAAAACUAACACAUCUGUAAAACUAAAUAUAGCAUGGAAAAUCUAAUUUGAAUAAGUCCUGCUUUCCUAGUAUUUAAAAAAAAAAAAAAAGCAAAAACAAAACCUCCCUCUGGAAAGAGUAGUCACACAGACAAUCAUGUGCCCUAAAAAGUGUUUAUAGAACUGAAAAAAAAAACUUUUAAGGCAAUAUUUUUGUUCUUAUACAAAUACAUGUAAGUAUUGCUUUAUCCCUUUCUUUUUCUGACUCUGCUCUGAACUACUGCAACCCUCAUAUCCUCAAAAGGGCUUUUAUCUUGAACUCUUCUAUGUUUCUCCAAACAUGAGAAUAGAACAACUAAAGCAAGAAAUCUGGCAGUUGCAAAUUGUAGGAAAGAAAUUUUUAUUGGCACUGUACCUUUGAAAUACCUCAUAACUUGAGUUUACAUAUUUUCCUAAUUUUUUGUACUUUUCUUAUUUAUUCACCUAGAGAGAAUUCUUCAUAUAUUAAUAACUAUGGUUGUGACCACUUAAAUUUUAAAAACUCCUGCACAAUCCAGAUAUUAUUUUAUGAGCAUCAGUGGCCAAAUAAAAACCUCUCUGAGUUGUAAACUCACAAUAAAGACAAGUUCAGGAAACAAAAAUACUUAUAUACAAACAUACGCAAUACAAAUAUAUUCCUUUCUAUGCAAGUCCCCUAUGAAAAUAAAAUCUUCAGGUUUGUUAUUUUUUGGUCUUAAUUCUUGAUUUUAAGUAAAGAAAUCCACAUUUAGGACCUAAAUUGGCCUAUUUGUCAGUAAUUUUUAGCAAUUUGUUACAUUUAGUAAAUCAUGGAUUUUUUUUUAAAUUGCAUUUCAAAAAGUCACAUAAAAGUGAAAAUAUGGGGGACUUUGGAAAUUCCCAAGUGAACUUCUUAUACAUGGGAGAACACAAAACUUUGGCUGUGCACUAAGAGGAAGUGCCAGGUUCCCAAGAACCUUAACAAACAUUUUGCUGGAAAGAUAUAACUGUUCAAAGUAGUGGUUAUGAAGCACCACACUUCUUUCAGCCAUACUUGCUAUUGCUACUAACUUUGGAGGACAACUUUUCUAGGAAAAAAAAAAAAAGUCAGAUUGGAAGCAAGCUAAAAACUAAAUUGUGCAUGGCUACUUUGCUGUGUCUAUGGCUAAAAAAAAAAAAGAGAGAUUUAAGAAAAUUACUU